Messenger RNA from Xenia sp. Carnegie-2017, 1431 nucleotides. RefSeq lists its product as uncharacterized. NCBI's taxonomy places the organism in Eukaryota, Metazoa, Cnidaria, Anthozoa, Malacalcyonacea, Xeniidae. The transcript has 3 exons. The coding region runs from base 365 to 1102 and encodes 245 amino acids. The record is from RefSeq and is a predicted model, not a curated record.
UUCAAAUACUAUUGAUAAAAAUAUGUUACAUUAUUUUGGGAUAUUAAUGUAAACGGUCAUAGUAACUGUGAAAUAUGAACACCAAACACACAAUUAAACUUAGGAUUUUCCUUCUAAGGACCCCUUAGCACUAUUGGGCAAAUUUUUAAUCAUUGUUAUGAAAUAUAGAGAUGGAGAAACAGUCAACCUCUUUAUCGGUGACGUUCAAUAUUGGAAUGGAUGAUGAGGUACGCAGAAAGGAGCCUCGCAGAAUAAAAUUGAUGAAAAAGAAACAUAAUGAAAAGAAACGACCGACGGCCGAUGAAAUUGAACAAAAACAAAAGCUAGCCCAUGCAAGGCGACAGGAAAGAAUUAAAACAGAUUAAUGAGAAUACAUGAACGUGAGGAGGCAACUAGAAAACUUGUAUAUAAUGUUGAAAUACUACUUAAACAGCAGUCUUUAAAACAAAAGCAGUUACAAAAUCCUCACCAAGACAUCAACUUAUUGACUAAUCAAGAGAUUCUUCGCACAGCUUAUAAUGUUGCAAAAGAAUUUAAGCAAUUGAAACAGCAGCUUGUCAAUAUUGAUCUUAAAGUUGAUGAGAAACAGCACAAACCCAUGCAACAAACAGAUACAAAGUUGAAACAGACCAUACAAAAUGACAUUAUCAAGCCAAAAGAGACAGUGGAUGAAAAACUACAAAGAAAGCAACAAGCUGGUAUCUACUUUGAGAUUUCAUGUGACAAUUUAAAAAAGAAUAAAUCAUGCAAAGAUACAAUAACAAGUUUUAAGAAUGUUGUGAGAAAUGGUAAAGAAAUUACUGAUGUUCAACUAAAAGAAAAGCAAAGAAAGGCAGCAAAAUCUAGAGAGAGAAGACUGGAAACUAGAGUGAGAAGGUGCCGCGAGAGCAGGGAAGCAUUAAUGAAGCUACAAACCAAAGUAAAUACUUACCAACAAUAUGAAGAAGCUCUUCAAGACAAGAUAGGAUCUUGUGUGAAGUUAAGUAAUUCAGAAGCAGCUUCCCUUGCCAAUGAUAUUGCUAAUGGAUUUAGUAUAUUACAUAGAAAGUAUGAAAAGGAUCUAAAAAUGGCAGAAGACUUUGUAUGGUUUUAUAAUGAUUGAUGAUGUUAAAUUUGCAAUUCACUGUGGAAAAGUCAGCCUGAUUUUUUCCAUCCCAAUAUUGCAAAUCUUUUAUCAGUUCACUUCUUUAGAAAAUUAUUUUCAUUAUUUCAUUGUUUUCCAGUGAACAAAAACAAAAAAUAUUUUGUCAAAGUAAAAGAAAAGGCUGGCUUUAAACUUGUUUGUAUAUUACAUCUUUUUUUUCGUCGUUUAUUUAAAAUGUCUGAUGUAAAAAUUAUUAUGUUGUCAUCUUGUGCAGGAAUAAACUAAAAUAAGUUUUUAAAAUACAUAUCAUGUAAUAGGAUAUUUUAAAUAAUACAAAAAUGCGACCA